Molecule: messenger RNA, 2163 nt
Organism: Oncorhynchus nerka (sockeye salmon)
Lineage: Eukaryota; Metazoa; Chordata; Actinopteri; Salmoniformes; Salmonidae
Product: olfactory receptor 52D1-like
Exons: 3
Coding region: 184-1197 (337 amino acids)
Biological process (GO): G protein-coupled receptor signaling pathway; detection of chemical stimulus involved in sensory perception of smell
Cellular component (GO): membrane
Molecular function (GO): G protein-coupled receptor activity; odorant binding; olfactory receptor activity
Source: RefSeq, a predicted model, not a curated record
CUCAGAUAGGUAGAUAGUAAUUUACAACUAAUAUUGUUACUAUGGGCUAUGCAAAAUAAAAUAGCAAAGUAAUACAAGAAUAAAUUGACUAUGCUGUGUAGAUGAUCAAUGAUAAACUCAUUGUGAAUAGCUCUCAUAGUUAUUAGGUGACGAGGGGACUGUACACAGCUCUCUCUCUAAAGCAUGUGUGUUCUGAGGAGGUUCCUCCUGUGCUAUGCUUUUUACAGGACUCUGAUGUUGCGCAUGGAGAACGUGUCCUACGUGGCCCUGAGGCAGCCCAUCGUGUUUGAGCUGGAGGGCUUUGAAGUGUCUCAGAGCCAUGGUUACCCCCUGUUUGCCUUGGUCCUGGCCAUCUACUUCCUGGUGCUGCUGGGGAACGUGGUUGUGAUGGGUGUGAUUGCAAUAGAUAAGACGCUACACAAGCCUAUGUACGUGAUGGUAUGUAACCUGGCUGCCUGUGACCUGCUGGGAGGAACGGCUGUGAUGACUCAGCUCAUGGUCAUCUUCCUGAUGGGGGAGAAGAGGAUUCCAUACAACAGUGCCUAUGCUCAGGCCAUCUGUGUUCACACCUAUGGUGCAGCUGUACAGACCAUACUGUCAGCCAUGGCCUAUGACCGGUAUGUGGCAGUGUGUGAACCAUUGAGGUACCAUGCAAUCAUGACCACGGCCCACAUGGUUUUUGUGAUCUUGCUGGCCUGGGCUGUCGCAAUCAUCCUUAUAGCUGUGCUCUUCGCUUUGAAUGUGGGUACUCCACUAUGUGGCACCUACAUCAGGCAUGUCUACUGCAGCAACCGCUCCAUCCUGAACCUGGCCUGUGUGCCCACCCCCAUUAACGAUAUCUACGGUUUGUGCAUGACUUGGAUUCUCAGCAGCAGUUCCUUCCUCAUCAUCUUUUUCUGCUAUGCCAAGAUCCUGUCAGCCUGUCUGAUGAGGAAGAGUGACAAGGGCAGUCGUAGUAAGGCCCUACAGACCUGCGCCUCUCACCUGAUCAUCUACUUGAUCUUCGAAAUUGUCAGCCUCAUCAUUAUCCUCAGUAACCGCUUCCCCCAGGUCCCAAUGAACAUCAAGAAGUUCUGCACUAUCCUGAUCUUCAUCGUUCCCCCUCUAAUUAACCCUAUCAUUUAUGGAUUUGUCACUAAAGAGUUACGCACAAGCAUUAUAAAGCUGUUGAAAACACGGGUCGCACCCAAACUGUAAAAUGUUUAACAGUUUACUGUGGCAUCCCCACCGUACCCAUCGUUCCAGAUAGAGAACAUGCAUAUAAUAAUAACAGAGGUCAUCUAACAGGUUGCAGGGGAAAAAAUAUGGCCAAUGUAAAAGAAAUUUGAAUGAAGUGAAUUUACUGUAGUGGCCUCCAGUGGGUACCCAAAGUGCUGUACAGUAUGGCUUAGUGAGUAUUGAAUGUGUAGUGGGCUUGUAGUAGGAAUACAAUAUUUGUUUGAAAACAAUUAUAAUUAAAAGUUACAUUCCAAAAGAGAUAAUACAAGCAUGACAUGAUGUGUGUCUCUAGCUCAUGCUGUUUAAUUACCAUGGUGGUUAGAAUAUGACACAUGACUUUGUUGUGGCAUUGUGAAUUUGUGUAGCUGUUACAUUUGUUUUGUUAUACAAAUGACAGCAUGUUCAAUGUGAAUAAUAAGUAAACAUACAUGAUACCAUUAAUUGGGAAUGCCUACUUUAAAAAAUAAUAUUUUUGCAGCCCUUAUAAUAAUAUACAACUGAAACACAAUUUUCUUGAUUUGCACCAUCACUUGGAACAUAAUAAUAUGAAAUAAGGCAGGAUGGGACUAUGAAGUGUGGCAGGUAGCCUAGUGGUAGGUAGCCCAAGUCGACUAGGUGAAUAAUCUGUCGAUGUGCCCUUGAACAAGGCACUUAUAGCGCAUUCAGAAAGUAUUCAGACCCCUUGACUUUUCCCACAUUUUGUUAAGUUACAGCCUUAUUCUAAUAUAGAUUAAGAUCUUUGUUUUUCACCAUCAAUCUAUACACAACACCACAUAAUGACAAAGCAAAAACAGGUUGUAAUUAUUUCAUGCGCAUUUAUAAAAACAUAAAAAACUGAAAUAUCACAUUUACAUAAGUAUUCAGACCCUUUACUCAGUAUUUUGUUGAAGCACAUUUGGCAGUGAUUACGGCCUCAAGUCUUCUUGGGAAUGACGCUACAAGUUU